CAAAAAUGUCAGACUCCUCCGGCACAGUCCUAUAUGUAUAUGUAUAUGUGCAUACCGGUGAUGAAUCAAAAAUUUGAACGACGUGGUGCUACGCUAGUCGUAGAGAACUUUCAUAAAACACUUAUUUUCAUCAGUCGUGAUCAUCAGUUUUAAACAACGCGGAUUACAAGCUGGGUCGUUCUUUAAUGUCAAAUAAAAAUUGCAAAAAGAGUGAAUCAAAAAGACAAAUAUGAGGCCCUAUCAAAGACGACAGCAAGCUGUGGAUUAUGGCAUUUAUUUGCUGUUUAUGCAGGCCUUCAAUUUUGGAAUAAAUAAAAUUCCACCUGCCACACUUAUUGGAGUUAUAGGACAGGCAUUAUUGUACAUGGGAAUGAUAAAAGUUCCAUGGAAUGCAGAGGAAGUAUGCAUAUCAUCAUUGAAAAUCUUUCGAGAUCGAGACUGGCGAUCCUUCAUUGUCUCAAACUUCGAACAUGGGUCAGAUAUGCAUCUAUAUUAUAAUAUGAUUUCCUUCAUUAUGAAAGGAUCUUACCUCGAACCAAUGUAUGGUACUACAAAUUUUGCAUUGCUGGUAGGAAUAUUGAGUUUGGCAUGUAGUGCUAUGUAUGUUUCUUUGGGUUAUAUCCUCAUGCAAAUUACUGAAGAUUAUGCAUAUUAUACUGCGUGUGCCAUUGGGUUCUCUGCAGUUUUGUUUGCAUUAAAAGUAAUCCAAGUUUGUGAAGAAAGCGACAGGUUACAAGAUGUUGGAGGUUUUACAGUUCCUAGUAAAGUUUCCUUCUGGGUGGAACUUGUUUUAAUUCAUAUACUAGUACCAAAUUCCUCGUUUACUGGACAUCUCGGAGGAAUUUUAGUUGGCUGCUUGUAUUGUUACACUAGAAUAGGGGAAAUAGUAGAUAACAUCAUUUAUACUAUUACUGGAUUCCCUAUUGUACAUGAAGAACGAUUUUAUAGACGACGUAUACUCUUCUAAUUUGACUAUCAAUGAAGUUUACUAGUUUUUCAAUAUUAUUAAAAAAAAGAGAAGAAUCCUUUUGUCUUCUGAAAUGCAAUGUGGUACAUAUGCAUGCCUGCAUUUUAAAUGUAACUCUUAUAUGCAAAACUCAUUCUCUGACAUACGUUGUAUAAUAUUACAUAACUUAGACUAUAAUUAUAAAUUAUAACAUAUUGUAAA
Cephus cinctus (wheat stem sawfly) is the source of this 1168-nucleotide messenger RNA. Its product is annotated as rhomboid-related protein 4. The coding region runs from base 230 to 967 and encodes 245 amino acids. Gene Ontology annotation, cellular component: membrane. The record is from RefSeq and is a predicted model, not a curated record. Gene Ontology annotation, molecular function: serine-type endopeptidase activity. The transcript is spliced from 2 exons. NCBI's taxonomy places the organism in Eukaryota, Metazoa, Arthropoda, Insecta, Hymenoptera, Cephidae.